Molecule: messenger RNA, 8875 nt
Organism: Anolis carolinensis (green anole)
Lineage: Eukaryota; Metazoa; Chordata; Lepidosauria; Squamata; Anolidae
Gene: dcp2
Product: decapping mRNA 2
Exons: 11
Coding region: 218-1441 (407 amino acids)
Biological process (GO): deadenylation-dependent decapping of nuclear-transcribed mRNA; nuclear-transcribed mRNA catabolic process, nonsense-mediated decay
Cellular component (GO): cytoplasm; P-body
Molecular function (GO): manganese ion binding; RNA binding; 5'-(N(7)-methylguanosine 5'-triphospho)-[mRNA] hydrolase activity
Source: RefSeq, a predicted model, not a curated record
ACUUUAAUCGCCAUGGAAUUGUGGGAGUUGUAGUUUCACAAGGUCUUCAGCCUCUUUGCCAAAGAAUAUUGGUGCCCCACCGAACUACAAAUUCUAGGAUGCCCAAGCAUUGAGCCUUGGCAGUUAAAGUGGUGUCAAACUGCGUUAAUUCUGCAGCGUAGAUGCACCCAGGACCGUCCUCACUUGUGAAAUACAGGCUGAGUUUCCCUUACUCAAAAUGCUCGGGACCAGAAAUGAUAUUCGAUUUAUUUUGCACAUUCCCAGUGAGGAACGAGACAAUGCAAUCCGUGUAUGCUUUCAGAUUGAACUGGCCCAUUGGUUUUACUUGGAUUUUUACAUGCAGAACACACCAGGAUUACCUCAGUGUGGGAUAAGAGAUUUUGCUAAAGCUGUGUUCAACCAUUGCCCUUUUUUACUGCCUCAAGGUGAAGAUGUACAGAAGGUUCUGGAUGAAUGGAAAGAGUACAAAAUGGGAGUGCCAACUUAUGGCGCGAUUAUUCUUGAUGAAAGCCUUGAAAAUGUACUUCUGGUUCAGGGGUAUUUAGCAAAGUCUGGUUGGGGAUUUCCAAAAGGAAAAGUGAAUAAAGAAGAAGCACCACAUGACUGUGCAGCUAGAGAGGUGUUUGAAGAAACUGGUUUUGAUAUAAAGGAUUACAUCAAUAAAGAUGAUUACAUUGAAUUACGAAUCAAUGAUCAGCUGGCCCGCUUGUACAUCAUUCCAGGAAUUCCAAAGGACACUAAAUUUAAUCCCAAAACAAGAAGAGAGAUUCGGAAUAUUGAGUGGUUCUCCAUUGACAAAUUACCUUGCCAUAGAAAUGACAUGACCCCGAAGUCCAAGCUGGGUUUGGCACCUAACAAGUUUUUUAUGGCUAUUCCCUUCAUCAGACUACUGAAAGACUGGCUUGCUCGACGGUAUUGCGAUUCCUCAGAUAGUGACAAUGGAUUCUCAGCUGCCAGGAGCAGCACACCACCCAAGUCCAAUACAGAAAAAACGAGAUCAAAGCUCCAUUAUAGUCAGCAGGUGUUUCCAGAUAGUUCUUCAGGAGACCAGUGGUCAAAGCAGCGGCAAUUACAGCAACAGAAGCCAAGUAACAAUCAUUUUGAGGUGUCUGAUACCUUAAAACUAAAGAACCCGCGGAGCAAUGGUAGAAAACAGAACCAAGAUACACCUAAUCAAAAGAAGAAAACAAAUGGAGUUCAUAAUCAGCCAGCUAAACAGAGCCAAACUCUGAAAUGUGAAAAGAAGUUAAAUCCAAGAAGACUCCAAGAUAAUUUUGAAACAGACACAGCUUAUGAUGUGUGCUGUGUGAAUGAAGAUCCGCUCCUGGAACAAGGACAAUCAGUGUCAUGCAACGGCCAUUGCAAAUCCUCUUUCUCCUCAGAAGCAUUUCUGAGCUUCAAGUUUGAUCAUGAUGCUAUAAUGAGAAGUUUUGAUCUCUGACGCAUAUUCACUUGCACAACUCUGCCAGAACAAUUGAGUGGGUUUUCCUAAAAUCCAGCCUUUAUCCUUUCUCAGGUUUUGAAGCAAUGCAGGGACCCAGUGAUGGGCUGGAAAGCUUUGUUCUCAUUUCAACAUGGGAGCGGCACCACACAGUGUUGCACUUUAAAUACUGUCCAGCUUUUGUCUGCAAAAAUGCUUUCCAGUGUUUCAUUUGCUAGUUCCAAACUAUGCAUUACAGGGCAUUUUUUCUUAUUUGUUUGUUUUUGUUUUGUGUAUAGAUUUCAGAGAAGUGCUUUAGCCUUAGAGAUGUACUAACCUUUUACAUAUAUAUAACCUCUGAUGCAUAGUCAAUCUUUCAUUUCUGAUUUCACAAAAGGGUGGAAAGUCGAGUGAAACUGUGAGGACAUCAUUUUAAGAAUGCAAAAUAAUAAUGUUUUGGCUCUCCUGGGCUUUGAUGCCAUUCCCCCCCCCCCCAGAGCUCUCUUUUUUGAUUGUAUAGGAACUUUUUAUAUGGUCAUGUUUUAAGAUGAUAUUAACAUCAUGAAAUACCGAUUCCUUUCAAUAAUUGCUUUUCUAGGUCCAGUGAGAUAUGAUAGUAGUAUAGCAGUGUGGCUGAUUUGGCUUCCUUACCCUAAUUUAGUUAUUUCAUUGAUGAUGCAGUGUGGAAAAAUGUGGGUUUGUAGGAGAUCAUUUAGGCAUAUAAAACGUACAUUUUAGGAAGCUACAAAGAGAGAGAAGGAUCUACCACGUGACAGGGAUCUACCAAGAUAUCCCAAGGCCUAUGGGGUUGCAUCAAUCAGGGCAGAAGAUGCAUGCGGUCCAUUUUUCCAGGUUUUUCACCUUUGUGGAAAGUCUUUGCAUGCUAAAUCUCAUCCCUGAGAGUAAGGGAAGGAGGAUGAUAGCCAAGGUUGUGGGAAAAGUCUAUUCAAAGCCUCUGCCCGACUUCUGGAGUGUUUACUGUGGGACUUUUGCUAUUUGCUUCUGCCAGUAGCAUCCAUCCAGUGGAGCAAUCUUCUGUUGGCAGAGGGGCAUCUCUGCCCCAUCUUAAUUCUCUUCAGUAGGCAACACCAGAGGAGAGGACUGCUCUGUGAAUUAGACUUGCCAAAUAUGCACGAUGCUUACAUUUUUUGCCCCAUUAAGCUAAUAUAUCUGUCUGAUAUAAUACUGAGUUUUAAGUGUUCAAGUAAUAAUAAUAACAAUGCACGAAAUUUCAAAAACGCAUGAAAUAUCCAAGAAUUAAGCAUGUGAAACACAAUAGUGGCAAAGAAUGCAGGAAGACAAUUUGUUUUGUAGCUAUACUGAGGGCAUGUGCAUCUAGGCAAAUGUAACUUGCUACAGAGCUAAUUUCCCAAUAAUUUACUGCCCUGUAUGUCUGGUAGAGACUUUGGCUCUUUGACAAGUGUUUAUUGAAUAGUUGAGAUUUCUAACAUCUCUCCCAGGUAGGCUUGAAGUUUUAAGUUGGGAAACCAAUUUUUUGUUAUUUUUCAGAAAGCAGUUUUUCUCUUGCAAAUCCCUCCCAAUUUAAUUCUUGCCCUUGAUUUUAAAAAUGUAGAGUGAAAUUCAUAUAUAAAAUCAUAAAAUUGUGAAUCUUUUCUUUAUGACUAGGAAAGAAGCUCAAGUUGCCUUCAAAAUUAAUUCAGUUUUAAUUACAGGCCAUUUAAAAAUGGUUGAGUGGUAAACUUAUCCUAGUGAUAACAUUUUUCUGUCACAUCCAGGAUUUAUUUAAAGCAAUUCAUUGAUUUUGCUUAUUUGUCAAAAGAAAGACAAAAGAGCUUCUAAUGGGUUGAGAUGAUACUCUUCCCCAGUUUACCAUCGUGAGGGGAAAUCUGUUACUAUUCAGUUCUGUUUCUUUCUUUUGCAGUAAAAGUGCCUACUAUAGUAACUUGUUUCAUUCACCGCAAACUGGAUUUUUAGGCUGCUUGAGCCAUUUUUCUCCUAAUAUGUAGCUUGACUUCUGAGGAAUGUUACUAUUUGUGCUGCUUCCUUUUUGUUUUAGGUAAGAGGAACAUUGAGGCACUCAUGUGAAUUUAAAAUAUGAAAUAAAUUAUCUUGUAUGGGGACUUAAAUGGCUGAAAUAACCUGAGUUGUAGUCUCAAAGUGUGUGUGUGUGUGUGUGUGUGUAUGGAAAAACACACUAUGUUAAAGAGUAUGCAAACUGUCCUAGUUUCUGGAUAUACCAUGUGUAAUUGUCCUUUUGCAGAGUGACUUCUUUAGCAGAGACAGCAUCUGGCUUCACUGAGAAUUUCUUAAGAGUCUAUAGAAAACUAACCUGGUUUUAUUAACUUAGUCUUAAGUAGAUGGCAAAUAAACAUGGUAAAUAAUGCAAUAAUUGUUGCUUUUACAAGGCACCACAUAUACCAUAAUGUUGUGUUCCUUCAUUGUAUUGCUAUCAGGUGGGUUCCUGGGUGCCCUGCACUGUGAACAUUUCAGGUUGUUUAAUUUUUUGGUUUGUAAUGGCAUGUCUUGUUUUAUUUUGCUUGCAAAAUGUUUAAAUGAAUCAUUUUAUACUUUUGUAUUCCAAAGUUCAUUCAUAUGGUUUACAUACAUUGCUGGAAAGCCAUGAAGAAAAGGCAAAUGUGGUGAUGGUAUUGACAUUUUGUUUGUCUGAAAUGGGCAUUUUAAAGGAGAUGAAUAAAUGAGCUGUGAACAGAUUUGAUUUUGACAGAAAUGCUUUGUUGUUUGAAUAUUGGGCACUCCUCUCACAUGCUUUUUGUGGAAAAUGUGACAGCUCCUCAUGUGCUGCUCCUAAUUGAAUGGUGAGUGUCAUGAUCCUUUUUGGGUUCAGUUAUUUUUGCUAUAAAAGAAGAAAAAAGUUCAGCAGACAAGGCUUCAAGCAGGAUUUUUAGGAGGCGACAAUGUUCCUGGCAAAUCAUUCAUAUAUGUGUGUGAGAGAGUGCAUGUGCUUGUGUACUAUUUAGUAAAAAGUUGAUCUUUUUAUACACAUGGCUGCUCUGUUAGGGGCAAUCUUUUCAGCUCAUGAAAACUCUGGUCUCUUCUAAACUUGCAUGCUGUCGGAAGCUUUUAUAUCCUUUUUGGAAAAUCAGAUUAGAGGAGACAGAAGCAGAGCUUGAAUUUUUUUACUGUUAUUAACUUUUCCAGAGAUCGCACGCAGCCUUUGAACAUGCAAGUGCCAACGUUAGCAGCUUGCAUUACAGAACUGUAAUACUCAGUUGCACAAGUUCCUUUCAGUCCAAAUGUGUGUCUUGUUCACACGGUAUAUUGGCUCUCUGCCUCUCUUGUGGGUUGUGUACAACUACUACCAUGUAGAUAGAGCUUGAUUAUUGUCACAGAUUAGGAGGUGCCAAAUGCGUUCAUGAGCACAAACUUUACAGCAGCUUCUGCUUUGACUUUUGAUGCAGAGAAGAAGCACAUGCUUGUCCUCUUCCAUUUUUGCUCACUUGAAAUAGCAUAUUACGUUUCCUCUGUCUGGGAAUAGAAACUAUUCUGUAUGCUAGUACAAGAGCGUGAGUGUUUCUAAGGAAGACUUGUAGAUUUUAUGUCUGCAGUUUAAGCAUGUUAGGAUUCUUAUUUUUUGGGGGGAAGCUGAUUAAUUGUGAACUGUCCCAUUCAGCUAUUCUGCUUCUGCUCUCCCACAUUUAAAAGUAUUUGCAUAUUACACUGAUUCACUGCACUGUGAAGGCAUCCUUAGAGGAAAGCCACCUUUUACUAAAAUCUAAGUUGCCCUUUUAUACAUAUGUAGCUCUGUCUACUCUGUCUAUUCCAAGAAGGAAAAGAUAAAGAUACUAAAAAUGUUCUGUUAUAAGCACUGAUAAAUUUGAUAUGUCUUACCUGCUUUCACUCUGUUUCCAAAUUGGCUAUCGGAAUCAAAACAAUGAGAUAGUACUUUCUUACUACCUUCACAAUUGUAAAUAUACCAAGUGACUUGAUAAGUUAAAAUCAACACCGAUUUAAUCUAUUAUUCUAGAGAAGACAGUGCCCAGGAUCCAAAAUGACUUACAUGUAUGCAACUACUGCUCCCCAUCCAUUUAAGCAGCAGCAUCCUAUUACAUAUUAAACAUCUGAGUUUUAAUGGGGUAUUGUAGAAGCAAUCUGGUCUAUGUGGGUGUGUCUGCUAAUGCAAAGGAGAAACAGAUUUUUACAAGCUCCUAAAUUCAGCUCUAGAACUGGUGUAUGGAUUAAAGUCUAAGAACUGCACUCUUAGACCGCUUCCAGACAGGAAUUUAUUACUGUCGAAAAUGGGUUAAAGUAACCCGUUUUCUCCCGCAUUGCUGUUUGCCCAAAAGAAGUGGGCUUUCUUGUGUGGUAACAACCGAGCUACAAUGGGGACAAUCUAAAUCCCCCCCUAAAACCCCAUGGGCCCAGAGAAGCGAAGCGGGAACCCAACCCCUCCCCAAAUCCCCCCUAAAACUUUUAAACUAAAAGAAAAACUUACUCAGCCUCCAUUAGGCCUUUCGGCAUGCUUUUUGGGAUGUACCAAUGUAGCGCUAAGAGACGGGGACCAGUAGUGAUCCCCUCCCCCCGCUUAGCACUACAUUGAAAGGUUACAAAAAACAUGCCAAAAGGACUAAUGGUAGCCCAGUAAGUUUUUCUUUUAGUUUAAAAGUUUUAGGGGGGAUUUGGGGAGGGGUUGGGUUCCCGCUUCACUUCUUUUUAAAAAUUAUUUUUAUUGUUAUUAUUAUUUGAGAAAAAGUUACAAUUAUAUAAACAUAUUCUAUACAUCCCCCCUCUUUUAUUUACAUUCACCCCUGUGCUCCCCUUCCCUAGAGCCAUCUGUUCUUCUGUAGUCCCACCAAAAGUUCAAUUCUUCAUUUGGAGGUAAAUUCCUGCCUUCUUUUCUAGAAAUUUUCUCCAAAUACUUUCAAAACAAUUUCCCCCCAUAAUCCCUUCUUUACUUUUAAAUUUGAUGUUAGCUUGUCAUUCAGUGCUAUUUGCCAAACUUCUUUAUGCCAUUCAUUAAUUUGUAUUUUCAUUUCUCCUUUACAAUAUUUUGCAAUUAGUAAUCUAGCUGCUGUUAAUAGCAUGUCUAUUAAAUUUUUCCCCUCUUAUCUUUCUCAUCCUCUUUUUAAAUUAAAAGUAAUAUUUCCACUGGAUUCCUCCUGAUUUUUAUAUUCAUAAUACUUUCUAUUUCCCUUAUAACCAAUUCCCAAAAAUCUUUUACAUGUUUACAAUCCCACCACAUAUGCAUGUAGGUUCCAAUUUCCUGGCACUCUCGCCAGCAUUUUUCAUUAUUAUUCUUAUUCAAAAUAUUUAAUCUUCUCGAUAUUAAAUGCCACUUCCAAAUUAGUUUAUAAUAAUUUUCUUUUAUUCUAAUUGACAUGUUUUUAAUUGUCUUGUUUUCCAUAUCUCCUCCCAUUCUUUUUCCGUUAUCUUUGUUCCUACUUCCUCCUCCCAUGAUUCUCUUAAUGUUAAUCUUUUCUUUUUUUUCCCUAUGUCUUUAAUUAGUCUUUUAUAUAUUUUACUGGUUGUUCCUUUUAAUUGCUCACUAUUUUCUCCUUUUAACGCUUCUCUGGGCCCAUGGGGUUUUGGGGGGGGGGUUGGAUUGUCCCCAUUGUAACUUGGUUUAGGGGGUAUUUGGGGAGGGUAGGGUUCCUGCUUCGCUUCUCUGGGUCCAUGGGGCCCAGAGAAGCAAAUUGGACUGUGUGGACUGACCCCUUCAGUCCUCACAAGGCUCAUACUCCAUAAGACCUGAGUCUAAUGGAGUCUCGAAUUAAUUUGGUUUUACCAGAGACAUUGGACACCUUUGGUAAAACCGCAGGAGCUCCCGCAUUAUGGGCCCUUUCUGGAUGGGCCCUUAGGUUUCUUUUUUAAAAUGAAGUUAAAACAGUAUUCAGUAUUGUCACUAUAGCUAAACUGUUACACAUUGUAUUGCGGUUUGAAAACAUAGGACCAAUAUGUUUUCAGGGUUAUUAAAAGGCAAGUUGUAGAUCAGAUCAAGAAAGAAGACUAAAUUUUGCAGCAAAGAACUUUAUUACAACAAGCAAUACAUCAGAGCUAGUGUGAGGCACAUGUGAUCCUCCAGAUUUUAUUGAGUUGCAAUGGCCAUAAUCCCUAGCUAACUUAGAUAAUAUUGAGGGGUAAUGGGAACUGCAGUUCAAAAUCACCUGGAGAACAUGUUCCCUCAUCUCUGCUUUGUAGAAAAAAUAAAGCAUGUUACCUUGUAUAGUAAGGUACCUGAAGCAUAUAAUAGUAACAGGUGCGUGUUCUUCAGUGUUCUUCAGAAUAAAGUAGUUUAUUCUUCAGUGUUGGAUGGCUUUAGUAAAGCAUAACAAACAUUUUAAAUGGUUUGUAGCAUGAAUGCAUUUUAACAAACUCAACAUGUGUUUGUUUAAACAUUGUGAAAGUCUGUUUAUUGAAUUAGUUUAUAAAAAAGAACUUUAGAGCAAGGGGUUGCUUUAUAUAUGGGUAAUGUGUAAAGUAUCACCCAGGAUACUUUCAGAAAUUGUAAUCAAAAUCUUAUUUGAAUACUGAAUUUAUUUUAUAAUUUUUGAUAUAAUGAGUUAAAUCGGCUAGAUUUAAACCCAGAAAUAUCUAGAUAAGCUUUGAUGGAAGCAAGGUAUUGGCAUGGUCAGUCUUCAAGUUAGGAAUCUUAAUUUCUUCUGCCAUAUUUGUAAGAGCAGAUGUUCUUGGUCUCAAAUGAAGACGGAGCAGUGGCCGAGCUCUCACAUAUGUAUUUCUUGCUGUAUUUGUGAAAGGAAUGAAAAGUAUUUUUUUCCCAUUUGUUGAAGGACGUUCAGUAGUUUGAAUUUGGUCUUGAAAGUACAUUGCUAGAUGCUGCCCAGCCUUCUCAUGUAUGUAUGGUUAUUUGGCAGUUCCCUUUUUUAUUAAUACUACUUAUGUAUUUUUAAACAAAUGCUUACCGCUAAGAUGUGUUGGACUUGCAGAUAACUGUAAUGAUAUCAAAUGUGAUUACUUUCUCGAAUUGGAAAUUUGUUUUUGCUGCUAGGCCAAUCAUUGUAUAAAAGCCCGCAACUUGUGUUGCUUUGCCUGGCAGCAAUAUUUGUUUGCAUUGUCAGUUGAAACCCAGUUCAAGCAUUAUGACUGAACAGGGAAUUUGAGCAUGUUUGGGGGAGAUGGCAUAAUACAUGUACAGACCCUGGUGCCUAUUGUUUCUUGCCACAUUUUAUUGAACAGCUUAGAAACCGCUUUGUCAUUUUUAUUGGGACUCCCAAUUGAAGGGAGGUUUCUACAGACACACAAAUGAACCCAUAACCCCCCCCCCUUUAGACUUUUGUGUUGAACACAGACCCUGGUGAACAUGAGGAUGUCAGGUGUUGAAAGUGGUGCAUAUGUCCUCUACAUGAGUUGUGGCUUCAACAAGACUACACUGAAGCAUUUUUCAGAAUUGUACCAUGUGUUCAUUUAAAAUUGUGGAAUUGAAUUUGGCAUCCACUAAAUGUGAGGAUGGAGAGACAAAUUUGAUAACAUCUGUCACAUGAGCAUUGUACUGAAUAAAUAUAUAAUGCUUCUACCAUU